UUUUGCUGGCCCUGUGGUAUAUAAAGAAAGCGAAGUGUCGGCCACACUGUAAAUCGUUUCUGCUUGUCAUUUUGGCCUGAGUUUUUUGCCGCAAAUUGCAGGUAAUUUUGCGAAAAACAGGAGUCGCAGGAAGGAAACACCUCGAAAGCAAAGCAGCCCGGUACCUAGCAAUCGGUGCAGACGUCAUUGUAAAGCCCCGAGUCGAAAACCCAGAAAAAGCACAAACAUGCCGUCGCAGGAGGUGAGCGUAAACAAAGUGAUAGUGCAUCCAUUGGUUCUGCUGUCCGUGGUGGAUCACUUCAACCGGAUGGGAAAGAUUGGCAACCAGAAGCGCGUGGUGGGAGUGCUUCUGGGCUGCUGGCGAUCCAAGGGAGUCCUCGAUGUGUCCAACAGCUUCGCAGUGCCCUUCGACGAGGAUGACAAGGACAAGUCGGUGUGGUUCCUGGACCACGACUACCUGGAGAACAUGUACGGCAUGUUCAAGAAGGUCAACGCCAGGGAACGGGUCGUGGGAUGGUAUCACACGGGUCCCAAGCUCCACCAAAACGACAUAGCCAUCAACGAGCUGGUCCGGCGCUAUUGUCCCAACUCCGUGCUGGUCAUCAUCGACGCCAAGCCCAAGGAUCUGGGCCUGCCCACCGAGGCGUACAUAUCGGUAGAAGAAGUCCAUGACGAUGGCUCCCCGACCAGCAAAACAUUUGAACAUGUGCCCAGCGAGAUUGGCGCCGAGGAGGCGGAGGAAGUGGGCGUGGAACACCUGCUGCGUGACAUCAAGGACACAACCGUGGGCAGCCUGUCGCAAAAGAUCACCAACCAGCUAAUGGGCCUCAAAGGCCUGAAUGCCCAACUGCGCGACAUAAAGCAGUAUCUGCAGCGCGUCGGCGACAGUAAGAUGCCCAUCAACCACCAGAUUGUCUAUCAGCUGCAGGACAUCUUCAACCUGCUGCCCGACAUAACCAAUGACCAGUUCACGGGCACAAUGUACGUGAAGACCAACGACCAGAUGCUGGUCGUCUACCUGGCCUCCAUGGUGCGCUCGAUCAUUGCCCUGCACAACCUGAUCAACAACAAGCUGGCCAACCGCGACGCCGAGGAGGGCAAGAGCGAGAGCAAGGAGGCCAAGGAGAAGAACAAGGAGAGCAAGGAUAAGGACAACAAGGAGACCAAGGACAAGGACGGCAAGAAGGCGGAGGAGAAGGCCGACAAGGGCAAGGACGAAGGCGGCAAGGGUUCGCGGAAAUAGGAGCGGAAGAAAAAGCGCAAGCCCCGUCGCAAGCGAAAGAAGCAGGGGCCGCAGGACUAGCUACUGCUUCUUCUGUUCUCCAGGAACUGCAACACAUCUGCAGACCACACGGCGAGGGUGUGCAGUGGCCGCAGAAAUCAUCGUUCAUUGUCCCCAUGAAAUCAAGCUCCCUCUUUAUUAUUUCGCGUAACCAACUAAUGGCAAGUUUAUGUAAUUAAAAAUUAAAUAAUUUAAAUACUCCGA
Messenger RNA from Drosophila erecta, 1486 nucleotides. RefSeq names its product 26S proteasome non-ATPase regulatory subunit 7 (gene Rpn8). Gene Ontology annotation, cellular component: proteasome complex; proteasome regulatory particle. Gene Ontology annotation, molecular function: protein binding; metallopeptidase activity. Gene Ontology annotation, biological process: proteasome-mediated ubiquitin-dependent protein catabolic process. The transcript has 2 exons. Lineage: Eukaryota; Metazoa; Arthropoda; Insecta; Diptera; Drosophilidae. The coding region runs from base 227 to 1243 and encodes 338 amino acids. The record is from RefSeq and is a predicted model, not a curated record.